This is a messenger RNA of Hyaloscypha bicolor E, 1135 nucleotides long. RefSeq lists its product as uncharacterized. The transcript is spliced from 2 exons. Lineage: Eukaryota; Fungi; Ascomycota; Leotiomycetes; Helotiales; Hyaloscyphaceae. The record is from RefSeq and is a predicted model, not a curated record. The coding region runs from base 222 to 683 and encodes 153 amino acids.
AAAGUACUGUCUCACCAAAUUCGCGUUGUCUAGAGAUUUUGAGGCUGUACUGCAUCGCAAGACGCUCGCUCUAACAGAGAAUUUCUCCCCCGGCUCUCCUCGUUCUUGCUUUCUUCAUUGUCCUGUCACCAGAUAGCUUGAGUCUCUGCAUCAUUCACCUCCUUGCCGGAUGAUAGCAUAAUCUGGGACGACGACCUCAGUGUCCUGGAGAUAGCAACAAGAUGUUCUGCUUAAGAAGUUGGCUUCCGCUCCUCUUCAUUCCGACCAACGCCUCGCCCAUCUUCAUCUUUCUCUUCUUCGUCUGCACAUACUUCCUAAAUCGGCCAUGCGUUUACUGUUCAUUCCUGCUCCUCAUCCUCUUCGCCUCUUCUUGCCACUGGUCAGAUCACUGCUUCUUUGACUUCAGCAGCAAUUGGUUUGAGCCAAGGCAACCCACCUCUUCGAUAUCCCAUGAACUCGUCAACUCCUCCGCACUAUCGAAUCAAACCCUUGACCAGGUCUCUAUGUAUGCAGGUGCGCUGAAUAAUACUGCAGCUGCGUUGGCUGGUGCUGCGCUGGAAGAGGCAAAGCGACGGCUUGCAGUGCGCGCAGAGUGGACUGGUAUCGGGGUGGAAUGGCUACGGAGCCUUCUUGGCCGCAGGGAAUGGAGACUGCCAUGCGUGGAUGUGUAUAUCAGGCUUUGAAAGUCCCGCUACGAGAACACGAAUAAAACCGAAUGAUGGCGAUGCAUAUCAGGCGUUAUACAAAGGGAUUGAUCUGGAAGCACAAAGCUUGGCGCGGCGGCCUUUUCGGAUACAAUGCUUGCAUUAGUGGCGCCUUGGAAUUUGAUUUCUUUCACAAGGAACUCGUCUCUUUUGAGGAGACCGUGAAGCUGUAGAUUCAAAGCGGGUCUUCAGAAUCACGAUUACUCUUAUUGAAACCGAACAUCUUUCCAGAGUGUCUCGGCAAGCUGCAGUCCAAAGUUUUCAAAGUGGUUUCGAGGAAGGGAAAUUUCCAGAACCAGCAUGCAGGGAAGAAAUUAUGGAUUCCAUUACCAGGUCGAUCCUAGAUCAGCACGUUGACAUUGCCGAAGCUACACUAAAUCGAUUUCUAUAGUCACAUGCCUAAAUAUUCACGUUUGCAUUUUGUUCCACAU